AAAAAACUGAUCCAGUAUAAAACCAUUCUGGUCCGGUGCAAAAAAAAAAAAAAACAAUCCCGGCUCCCGUGCUAAUCUGAAGAAAAUAAGCGCAGCAGCCAAGCCAGGUACACGCAUCACGCACGCCUCAGCAGUCGCCCGCAGGAGUGCAGACCACUCGCAUCGCCGAUUCGCCGGACGCCGCCGCACCUCCGCUCAUCCGCUCCGCCUCUUCUGCUUUCCGGCUGCUACUGCUCGUCUGUGCAGGCGGAGGAAUAUUACUACGCUGCUGCUCUGAGGAAGUCAGGAAGACUCUGCUCUUCUUCCGAGCCCAAAGAUCGGGCUAUUUUUGGAGGCACAAUCCUAUUGAGUGGCUUUUCUGGAGGAUUCCAGUCUCAACACAGCCUAAGACAGGAAUAUGCUGGGGUCAUUGCCCAUAUUGCCUCUCCCUCCUGCUACUGAGGAUGGAAAUCUUGGUCCAUUGCCUCUAGCUCAAUUGACAGAAAAGGACAAAGAUGAUGUUAAUGAAAUGAAUGAGGAGGAAAAGAACAAAAGCAGUUCAGCCUUAGCAUCAGUUGCGACACAUGCAAAAACUAUUGGGAUCAUUUACCCACCUCCUGAUAUUAGAAGCAUUGUUGACAAGACAUCUCAGUUUGUUGUUAAGAAUGGUCCAGAAUUUGAGAGAAGGAUUGUUCUGAGCAAUGCAGGGAAUGCAAAGUUUAAUUUUUUGAACCCCUCAGAUCCUUAUCAUGCUUACUAUCAACACCGCUUGUCCGAGGGCCGUGCACAGAAUUUGGCUUCUGGUCAGCAGCUUCCAUCAAAGAUAGCCGAUUCAGAUGCUCCAGAAUCAGCCCCUUCUGCACCUUCAUCUGAUUCCAUUGAUGCAAUGGCAAAGCCCGACCCAUCUGCACAGUUCAGACCCAUUCGCAAGGUUCUUGAACCACCAGAAGCGGAACAGUAUACUGUUCGGCUUCCUGAGGGGAUCACAGGAGAGGAAUUGGAUAUCAUCAAGCUUACUGCGCAGUUUGUAGCAAGGAACGGGAAGUCUUUUCUGACAGGGUUGACCAGUAGAGAGAUCAACAAUUCUCUAUUUCAGUUUCUGAAGCCUACACAUAGCAUGUUUAUGUUUUUCACUUCACUGGCAGAUGCGUACUCAAAGGUCCUAAUGCCUCCUAAAGGCUUGACUGAUAAACUGAGGAAGAGUGCUGCUGACAUGACGACUAUACUUGAACGGUGCCUAAAUCGGUUGGAAUGGGAAAGGUCACAGGAACAGGCUAGACAGAAAGCUGAAGAUGAAAUAGAAUUAGAGAGAUUGCAAAUGGCUAUGAUCGAUUGGCAUGAUUUUGUUGUGGUGGAGACUAUAGAUUUCGCUGAUGAUGAGGAUCAUGAUUUACCCCCUCCUAUGACCCUUGAGGAGGUUAUCAGGAGGAGCAAGAUGUCAUCGAUGGAUGAGGAGGAAGAUUUUGUUGAGCCAGGGAAAGAAGUAGAAAUGGAGAUGGAUGAGGAGGAGGUUCAACUCGUUGAAGAAGGCAUGAGAGCCACUACCAUUGAGGACAAUUCUGUCCAAAAUUCUGAAAUUAUGGCAAUAACAGAGGAUCAUGAUCCGCCCAUGAGAAUUGUGAAAAAUUGGAAAAGGCCCGAAGAGAGGUCCCUUCCGGAAAGAGACCCAACAAAGUAUGUCAUUUCUCCUAUAACCGGGGAGAUGAUUUUGAUCAGUGAGAUGUCUGAGCAUAUGAGGAUCUCUCUUAUUGAUCCUAAAUACAAGGAGCAGAAAGAGAGAAUGUUCGCGAAGAUUAGGGACACAACCCUUGCUCAGGAUGAUGAAAUUUCUAGAAACAUUGUUGGGCUCGCUAGGACACGGCCCGAUAUUUUUGGAACCACAGAAGAAGAAGUGUCAAAUGCAGUUAAGGCCGAGAUCGAGAAGAAAAAGGAAGAGCCAAAACAGGUCAUAUGGGAUGGUCACACUGGAAGCAUUGGUCGAACAGCUAGCCAGGCAUUGUCCCAAAACAGUGCAGAAGAUCAAUAUGAUUUUGUAAAUGAUGCAAGGAAUCUUCCGGGCCCACAAGCACCACCCCCUCCCAGGCCUGGGUUGCCAUCAGUUCGACCACUUCCUCCACCACCUGGUCUGGCAUUAAACAUCCCUCACGCUCCUAAUACUUACCUCUAUCCAACUCAUGGUACCCCUGGGGUUAUUGUUCCACCUCUUCCCAGGCCUCCUGUGAUUAACACAAUCCCACAGUUGCAACCCCCACACCCUACCAACUCACCCAUGUCUGGGCAGCAUCUUAUGGUUAACCGUCCCCCAAUGCACCCAUCAAUGCCCAUCAGUGCUCCCAACAUUUCGGUACCAUUACCACCUGGCUCUCAAUAUACACCUAUCGGUCCUCCUCGACCUUCCUUUGUUCCCCAUCCCAUGUCCCAAUCUGGAAUGAAUGUGGUUCCACCACCUCCAAUGCUACCCCAUGGAAUGCCUCCACCACCUCCGCCCGAAGAAGCUCCACCACUUCCAGAGGAACCAGAGCCUAAAAGGCAAAAGCUUGAUGAGUCUAUACUCAUUCCUGAGGACCAGUUCCUGGCCAAGCAUUCGGGUCCUGCCCGUAUCAGCAUUACUGUACCAAAUGUUGAUGAGGGAAACCUCAAAGGCCAGGUAUUGGAAAUUUCAGUGCAGUCCUUGUCUGAAACUAUUGGCAGUUUGAAGGAGAAGAUAUCUGGUGAGAUCCAGCUUCCUUCAAACAAGCAGAAGCUGAGUGGGAAGGCUGGUUUUCUCAAGGACAACUUGUCGCUUGCCUAUUACAAUGUUUUUUCUGGAGAAACACUCAAUCUUUCACUCAGAGAACGUGGUGGCAGAAAGAGAUAAAUAUCUAGGGCUUCAUUCUUACUGUUGUUAUGUUAGUUUUUGAGAUUUUAUUUCAUAUGUACCUCUAACAGUGCUUUUUGAGUUUUUUUUAAUUUAAAAUGUCUUUGAGCUGAUGGUAUGGUAAUCCUCUUUCUGUCUUACAGAAUUCGCAACUUGGUAAGCUGACCUCCCUUCCCAACCGAGCUUUAAUUGGUCUCUAUUGAAAUCUAUCAUAUUCGAUUGUCUUGAUGUUGUAUAUGUUUCUUGCUUCAAGUAUUUUUGGAUGAAUCUCCUGUUAGCAGGCAGUAUGUGUUUUGCUUAUUUAAAAACAUAAUUCAAGCUUCAAGUUGCCCUAAGAUGUUCAGGUAUCAUAGGUUUCAACACCCAUGCUAUGGGCUGUCUGUCUCUCUUCUUUGUUUUUGCUGAGUAUAUACGAGAAGAGCAUUCAAAGACCAGCUGCUACCCUUUGGCAGUUUGGGCUAGGCUUCUGAUUGGAGAAAUUCAGCAUUUUUUGUGUUCUGUAGAUGUGAAACCAUUCUUUCAUGGUUUCGCUCUUGACCAGGUCUUUGUGGAAUUGGUGAUUUUGCAACUUUGUGAAGUUACACGAUACCUAAAGUUGAAUAAAUGAGUGUAAUACUGUAAUUUACUAUAAAUACAAUGUUAUGUUUUUUUAGCUGUGCAGACUAAUAUUAUGCAGGAUUGCAGAUUUGCAGGACGAUUGAGUAGUUAAAAGCAAGGUUCCCGAAGUUCUAAAAGGUUAUGGGUUGUUAAGAAUACCAGUUAUUUGCGCUUGAAAUGCAUUAUUUUGGUAAUAUAUAUUUUGGUUCACUUGUAUGUGUUCGUUGUUGGAGGUAUUCUCACAAUUUGAGGCAUAAAAUUACAAAGAUUUUUUGGGUGAUGUUUGAAAUUGUGUAUUGCUUGGUUGGGCGUUGGGGUGGUUUGUAGAGAUCGUAUAUUGCCUAAUCUUCAUUACAAGAUACGAAGUUAAACGCAAGCCACAAUUUCAGAAUAAUUGUAAAAGAACAAUUGAAGUAAUAAUGAAAAUAUUGACAAGAAGAAAUCAUCUUUCACCGAUUUUUUCAGAAUAAUUUCACUUUUAUAAAUUAAAUAGUCUUUCACUGAUGACUUCAUUGACUUGUUAUUCUAGGGUUUCACAUAUUUUGUGAAAAAUAUUAAACAAAUAAUCUCGUCUCAUUGAUUCUCAAAAUAGUAUGAUGUAAGAUUUUCUUUUCUCCCGGAUAGUUUUCUUUCUUUGUUUUUAUCCCUUCAUACUUUUCUAUUUCUUUUUCCGUUUUGUUGCAACUUCUUUUCCAUAUUUCUUGUUCUAUUUCUC
Messenger RNA from Cuscuta epithymum, 4148 nucleotides. NCBI's taxonomy places the organism in Eukaryota, Viridiplantae, Streptophyta, Magnoliopsida, Solanales, Convolvulaceae. The record is from the annotation of a GenBank genome assembly.